CGGCCCGGCCGAACCAUGAAGCUCCUGAAGCCCACCUGGGUCAACCACAAUGGCAAGCCAAUUUUUUCUGUUGAUAUUCACCCUGACGGGACCAAGUUCGCAACUGGAGGACAAGGACAGGAUUCUGGGAAGGUUGUGAUCUGGAAUAUGUCUCCAGUCCUCCAAGAGGAUGACGAGAAGGAUGAAAAUAUUCCCAAGAUGCUUUGCCAGAUGGACAAUCAUUUAGCAUGUGUGAACUGUGUGCGGUGGUCAAACAGUGGGAUGUAUUUAGCUUCUGGGGGAGAUGACAAACUGAUUAUGGUGUGGAAGCGGGCUACGUACAUUGGCCCCAGCACCGUAUUUGGCUCCAGUGGUAAGCUUGCCAAUGUGGAGCAGUGGCGAUGCGUUUCCAUCCUUCGGAGUCACUCAGGCGAUGUGAUGGAUGUAGCAUGGUCUCCCCAUGAUGCCUGGUUGGCUUCAUGCAGCGUUGAUAACACUGUUGUCAUCUGGAAUGCUGUGAAGUUCCCAGAAAUUCUAGCUACAUUGAGAGGUCAUUCUGGCUUGGUUAAAGGGUUGACUUGGGACCCUGUUGGUAAAUACAUUGCCUCUCAAGCUGAUGACCGCAGCCUGAAGGUAUGGAGGACACUAGACUGGCAAUUGGAGACCAGCAUCACCAAACCUUUUGAUGAGUGUGGAGGAACGACCCAUGUGUUGCGGCUUAGCUGGUCACCUGAUGGACACUAUCUGGUAUCUGCCCAUGCCAUGAAUAAUUCUGGCCCCACUGCACAGAUUAUUGAACGGGAAGGCUGGAAGACCAACAUGGAUUUUGUUGGGCACCGGAAAGCUGUGACUGUUGUGAAAUUUAACCCAAAAAUCUUCAAAAAGAAGCAAAAGAAUGGGAGUUCUGCAAAGCCUAGCUGUCCAUACUGUUGCUGUGCUGUUGGCAGCAAGGACCGUUCUCUCUCUGUCUGGCUCACAUGUUUAAAACGACCUUUGGUUGUCAUCCAUGAACUGUUUGACAAAUCCAUUAUGGAUAUUUCCUGGACUCUGAACGGGUUGGGCAUCCUGGUGUGCUCGAUGGAUGGGUCUGUGGCAUUCCUAGAUUUCUCCCAGGAUGAACUUGGAGAUCCACUGAGUGAAGAGGAAAAGAGCCGCAUUCACCAAUCCACCUAUGGCAAGAGUUUGGCCAUCAUGACCGAAGCCCAACUCUCCACAGCUGUCAUCGAGAACCCUGAGAUGCUCAAAUACCAGCGGAGGCAGCAGCAGCAGCUGGACCAGAAGAGUGCCACUUCCAAAGAGACAGGCUCAUCUGCCUCGGUGGCUGGCGUGGUCAAUGGUGAAAGUCUUGAAGACAUCAGGAAGAAUCUUUUAAAGAAACAAGUUGAAACCCGAACAGCAGAUGGACGGAGAAGAAUCACGCCUCUUUGCAUAGCACAGUUGGACACUGGGGACUUCUCCACAGCGUUCUUUAACAGCAUCCCACUCUCGGGCUCCCUGGCGGGCAGCAUGCUUUCCUCUCACAGCAAUCAGCAGCUACUAACUUUGGACUCCAAUACCCACAACUCGUUUGGUGCUUCAAAGCCUUCCACAGAACCUGUGGCAUCAGCCAGCACCAGACUUGUGGGAGAUUCUGUCAGUAAAGACAGCAUGAAUGCUACCUCGACUCCUGCUGUAUCAUCCCCUUCUGUGUUAACAACCCCAUCAAAGAUUGAGCCUAUGAAAGCAUUUGACUCCCGAUUCACUGAACGGUCUAAAACGACACCAGGUGCUCCUGCCUUGUCCAGUGUGGCUCCAGCAGCUGUAGAAAGGUUGAAAGAACAGAAUCUUGUGAAAGAACUGCGACCCCGGGACCUACUGGAGAGCAGCAGUGACAGUGAUGAGAAGGUCCAUGUGACCAAAUCCUCCUCACUGUCUAAGCGAAAACUUGAGCUUGAGGUGGAGACAGUAGAAAAGAAGAAGAAAGGGCGGCCAAGGAAAGACUCACGACUCAUGCCGGUGUCUCUCUCUGUCCAGUCCCCAGCAACCCUGACCGCAGAAAAGGAUUCUAUAUGUUUGUCUGUACCAGCACCUGCACUGAAGCUGCCCAUGCCGGGUCCCCAGAAAGCAUUUACCCUCCAGGUGAGCUCUGAUCCCUCCAUGUACAUUGAGGUGGAGAAUGAAGUGACAACUGUGGGGGGUGUGAAGCUGAGUCGCUUGAAAUGUAAUCGGGAAGGGAAAGAGUGGGAGACGGUACUCACCAGCAGAAUCCUGACUGCAGCUGGUAGCUGUGAUGUGGUGUGUGUCGCCUGUGAAAAGAGGAUGCUGUCAGUGUUCUCCACCUGUGGUCGCCGCCUUCUCCCUCCCAUUCUCCUGCCAUCCCCGAUCUCCACUUUGCACUGCACUGGCCCCUAUGUCAUGGCACUCACUGCUGCAGCCACACUUUCUGUCUGGGAUGUUCACAGACAAGUGGUUGUGGUGAAAGAAGAAUCUCUACACUCCAUCUUAGCAGGAAGUGAUAUGACAGUGUCACAGAUCUUGCUGACACAACAUGGAAUUCCAGUGAUGAACUUGUCUGAUGGGAAAGCAUAUUGCUUCAAUCCGUCACUUUCUACAUGGAACCUGGUUUCUGACAAGCAAGACUCCCUGGCUCAGUGUGCAGACUUUAGGAGCAGCCUGCCUCCUCAGGAUGCCAUGUUGUGUUCGGGACCCUUAGCCAUAGUCCAAGGCCACGCCUCCACUUCAGGAAGGCAGGCGGCUCGUCUCUUUUCCGUGCCUCAUGUGGUGCAACAGGAGACUACUCUGGCUUACCUGGAGAACCAGGUUGCAGCAGCUCUCACUCUGCAGUCCAGCCAUGAAUACCGCCAUUGGCUCCUUCUCUACGCGCGGUACCUAGUGAAUGAAGGGUUUGAAUAUCGACUACGAGAAAUAUGCAAGGACUUACUGGGUCCGGUUCACUACUCCACUGGAAGCCAGUGGGAGUCAACAGUAGUGGGUCUGCGGAAGAGAGAAUUGUUGAAGGAACUGCUGCCAGUCAUCGGGCAAAACAUCCGCUUCCAGCGUCUCUUCACCGAAUGUCAGGAACAGCUCGAUAUCCUAAGGGACAAGUAGCCAACCCCAGCCUACUCUGGCUUCCCAGAGGCUAGGCCACACUCUCCGCUGAAGACACUCAGAGCCGCUUCUGACCAUGUCAGGCUUCAGUAGAACAAGGAGGCAGUAGCAGGAGGUGGGGUGUCCUGCACAAGCUCUGGCCCAGCUCCUUGAGCAGGCUUCCCCCGUGUCUGGAGUCUGCUGUUCUCUCAAAAAGGGGUAGCUCAACCCAUAACUUUUCCCUCCUUCCAGGAUCCCCAUAUGGGGCUGGGACUGGAGCUCUACUCUGUUGCCCUUUGGUCAGUGAGGCACUUUCAGGCCCACCGUCUCCAGCACGGUCCCAAGGUGGAUGCUAGCCCCUGCCACUGCAGGUGCCGUGUUGGUUCAGCUACGACGAAUGAGCCAUUUGUGAAAGAGAAUCCUGAAACAGUAUAUUAUGCAGUCAGCAGACUAACCUAAGACCUAUGUAAAAGGAAAGACUAUUCCAACACACGGACUAUUUUUGUACUAGAAUUUGCUAACAUACCAUGGAGUUUUCUUUUUGGCCAAUAAUCAGGAUUUCCCUAUAAGUCACUUGACAUUGGACACUUGUAGAAACUUUAAACUCUAAUUAUGACAGCAACAUUGAAAAAUAAUUGUACUGAAAUUAACUUGUUUAUCUUCAUUUGGUUUUAAUUUUUAAAUGUUUGUAAAAAGAAACU
Suncus etruscus (white-toothed pygmy shrew) is the source of this 3746-nucleotide messenger RNA. RefSeq names its product protein HIRA. Lineage: Eukaryota; Metazoa; Chordata; Mammalia; Eulipotyphla; Soricidae. The coding region runs from base 16 to 3066 and encodes 1016 amino acids. Gene Ontology annotation, biological process: regulation of DNA-templated transcription; DNA-templated transcription; chromatin remodeling. The transcript has 25 exons. Gene Ontology annotation, molecular function: nucleosome binding; protein binding. Gene Ontology annotation, cellular component: nucleus; HIR complex. The record is from RefSeq and is a predicted model, not a curated record.